AUGGAUCAUGUGGUCUCCUCCCUGAUUCUGCCCCCCCCCCCCUCUUUCCCUUUCCUGGAUCCUCUCAGGCCAGAAGCUGCAGGGCUCUCUGGAAACCUGCCAUGUGACACUCGGCUGCCAGCGCUCCGCCAGAAGGUCAAAGGGGGCCCCGGUGCCGGUCUAAUGGAGAUGCAGAAACCCGGUGCGCCACGACGCGCCCAGCACCAGGACUUCUUCUUCGAGUCUCUGGAGGAUGUCGGCGGGUUCGUCGCGUUCCCCCGGAGGUCAAAGCAGCACAGCGCCAGGUUCCCUACGAGCAAGAAGGUCUUCCCCUGGAUGAAAGAGUCCAGGCCGGCGAACCAGAAACACGGCAGGAGGGUCGCAGACUGCUGCGCCGUCAACGAGAUGUGCCCGAGCGCGACCCCGGCCUCCAAGAGGACGCGCACCGCGUACACGAGCGCGCAACUGGUGGAGCUGGAGAAGGAGUUCCACUUCAGCCGCUACCUGUGCAAACAGCGGCGCGUGGAGAUGGCGGGUCUGCUCAACCUGCACGAGAGGCAGAUCAAGAUCUGGUUCCAGAACCGGAGGAUGAAGCAGAAGAAGGACGAGAGGGUGCAGGCGCCCCCCACCAGCGCCACCACCACCGGGUCCUCCUCACCCCCGUCCUCCCCCUCCGCCCCGGGCAGCCCCACUCUGUCGAGCCUGGGUUAUGUCCAUCUGUCCGGGGGGUUCCAGCCGGCCUCCUCUCCUCUCAAGGCCCAGCAGCCGGCGUACCCGGAAGAAUACUCCAAAUACCCGGCUGCGGGCUUCGCGCACGACCCGCCGCAGUUCAACGUGCGCUACGACGCGCGCGCACCCGACCCGAACGCGGCUCUCAACGGGUCGUAUUUCCCACCGUCGAACUGCACGCGGGACAGAAUCAUGCGAGCUCCCAAACUGACUCAUCUGUAG
Molecule: messenger RNA, 930 nt
Organism: Cyclopterus lumpus (lumpfish)
Lineage: Eukaryota; Metazoa; Chordata; Actinopteri; Perciformes; Cyclopteridae
Product: homeobox protein Hox-A3-like
Exons: 2
Coding region: 1-930 (309 amino acids)
Biological process (GO): regulation of transcription by RNA polymerase II
Cellular component (GO): nucleus
Molecular function (GO): RNA polymerase II cis-regulatory region sequence-specific DNA binding; DNA-binding transcription factor activity, RNA polymerase II-specific
Source: RefSeq, a predicted model, not a curated record